UGCAUACGUAUAUAACGUUCACUGGUAAACACUGGAAUAUAUUUUGUGGGUUCAUUUUUUUAGGCUAUCAUAGGAUUGGAGGUUAAAGGCGACUGUCAACACAGCAACAUCAUGGAGAUGGACGACCAGGAACGAAAGGUUGUCAACGAGUUCUGUCAUCUGUUGGAGAAGUCUAAGCAACUUUUCAAUGGACUUAGAGAUCUGCCCCAGUAUGGACAUAAACAGUGGCAGUCUUAUUUUGGAAGAACAUUUGAUGUUUACACAAAACUGUGGAAGUUUCAACAACAAAACAGACAAACUUUAGACACAAAGUAUGGGUUGAAGAGAUGGCAGAUAGGAGAGAUAGCAUCCAAGAUAGGACAGCUCUACUAUCACUAUUACCUUCGAACCAGCGAGACAAACUACUUGAAUGAGGCCUUCUCUUUUUACUCAGCUAUAAGAAUGAGAGCUUACUAUUCCAAAGCCAACAAAGAGGAAAGGCCCGAUCUUAUGGUGAAGAAAUUACGGUACUAUGCUAGGUUUAUUGUGGUAUGCUUACUGCUAAAAAAAAUGAAACUUGUCAGGGAUUUAGUAAGGGAACUUGCAAAACAAAUAGAAGACUACACACAGAUCUAUGAACCUGAGGACCAGCUGGAGUGGUCACUGGUUCUUGGGGAGAUAAAAGCUUUCAUUGAGGCAGAUGUCCCCGUCAAUGUUGUAGAUGUGGACUCCUCACCUAUUGUAUUGUCACAUCGCCUUACACCACUAAACACGCCACCUAUGGAGCAGGGGUCCUCCGUCUACCUCACGCUACAGGAGAUACUCAUAGUGGGCAACUGUUACGAACAGGUGAAAUUUAGUGAACUUACAUUAGACAUGUUCAGAAUGCUCCAGACCCUAGAGCGAGAACCCCAGGAAGAUUUAUCCAAUCAGCUCUAUGACCAGUCCCCAGCCCCAGGGAAUAAACCUGGAUUUGAAAAUGGAGAUAAAAUCAACAAAAGGGACAACCCUCAUAAAUAUCUCCUGUAUAAACCUACCUUUAGUCAGUUAUACACAUUCCUGGCAUCAGGGUUCAAGGAACUGCCCCCAGGGGGCACUAUGUUAGUCUAUGUGUCUGCUGAUGGUAGUUUGGGGAACAUGAAAGAGACAGAAGAUGUGGCAUUUGACUUUGGAGGGGUUGUUACAAACAACAAAAGAGAAGGAGAUGCCUUCAACAACAGAACAAAAAGACCUGCUCAUAUUAAAGAGAUGCACUGUCUUCAUCCAGGAGAUGUCUAUCCCUUCACCAGAAAGCCUUUGUUUCUUAUCAUUGACAGUGAUAACAGUACUGCCUUUCAGAACUUCCCAAAUUUGUUUGGUCAGCCUAUGGCAUGUUUAUUGUCACCAGAAAAUGUGCCUGCAACAAUGCAAGAUCAACAUCAAAAAGGUAAUCUGUUCACAAUGUUCCUUCACAGCCCUCUAAUGGGGUUUUGCUAUGUCUGCAGCAUCGUUGACAUUCCUAUUGCACUGUGGGACAAAUGUCAAGGCCACAUUGAAAAGUUCAUGGCGGAAGCAAGCAAGGUCUUUUCUAGGUCAAGGUCAUUAGAUCAUGCAUUUAUGCAGUUUUAUGGUGAUGACUUUCUGAGGCUUCUGAUGCUGAGGUUUAUAUUCUGCUGGAUAACUCUAAGGUUACACAGAGGGUUCAAGGGUCCCAGUUAUUACCCCACAACCCAGCCCCCACUUCCAGAGGAUGAGAUUCUCCACCAGGCAUCGCUCCACAGGCUGGUCAUGGACGUGGCAUCCACCUUAGAGGUGCGAGGACUCUUUGGGGACCUCACGGAGGUGGACUGACAAUUAAUGCAGGAGAGCACAGAUGAUGGAGCUCUCUGGAUCUAGAAACUAGUGCACAUCAAGGUGCCGUUACUCUACAGAUUUGGUAUUAAAAGUAUGCUAUAAUACCUAGACUGACUCAAACUUGGAUUUAAUGUGCUGGUAAAUGGGAUGAAAUAUUUCAUCCAAAUGAUUUUUUUAGUCUUAAGAUGUGCCUGAAGUGAAUAAGAAAACGUACCCAGUAUCUACACGAUCAUUUCUUUUAUCCCAAGUAAAAAAAUUGGAAAUUGGGCAAUAUCUUUGAGGUCUGACAUGCCCAGUGAUGUGCUGCCCUAUUUAGGAUCUACACUAGUUUUACUAAGGUCAUUACCAGUGCUGUGUCUAAGUCAGUUUAUCAGCUGAAUUACUUUUUACACUUUAAUUAGGCAUCUUUUUUAUUGGAUCUAGUCUUAAGUUGAUGAAAGGUGUGUAAUGUUGUUUUCUGUCAAAUCCUAGAUGUGCAUUUUUUUUUCAAUCAAAUGUAUUUCAUACAAAGAUGUAGUUAUUAAAAGUAAUAACUAACCCACCUGCUCAUCCCUAAACAUGAUAAUAUUUUUCCUUAUUUUUAAAGUUUUUGUACCAUGUACAGGACAAAAAAACACUUGUUUCAAAUUUUCUAGGCACCAGUAGUCCCUUUAUCUAAAAGACAUCAUGUAUACUAUCUUGUAAUGAGAUUUAAACUUGACAGUAAAAUGUCGGCCUUAUUUUUAACAUGUGUAUUUAAAAUGAGGAUAUGGAAGAAUACAGUUCUAAAACCUAGUAUGUUUCAAUGCAUAUUCUGAUUAUCAAGAUGUAUUUGUGUAUUCUUCCUCUGCCUGCUGUGAGCAAGUGUAAACUGUGACAGGGUACCUGAACUGAAGACAAGUUUAUAUUUAUUCAGUGCAUAAACAUACUGAGAAAACAUUUUGAAGCAUUUAAAAAAAUCAAAACCACACACGUUCACAUAUAUAGAUGUAGCUUUUUAGUAGUAUUCAAGUAGAGAAAAAACCCAAGUGUAUAACACAUUGGUCACCUGUUGUUUGUGUAAUUGACAAAGUUCAUUUGAAUGUAUGUAUACUUUUUUGUGCAUUUACUCAGUUGUGCAGACUUUGUAUAAAGAGUGCAGUGGACUUUUAAAGAUAUCAAGCUCUUGUAAAAAUAUAUACAUAAAGAAGCAUGCAUGGACUGUGCAGUGACUGACAGGGUUAACUGUGUGUUUACCGGGUAUGUUCACACAAGAAAAUUUUGGAUUGGAGAUAGACUUUACUGCCUCACUGACACAGCUGAAGGCAUUGAUUGUGUUUCAGUCCAUGCAUGUAAUGUAACCUGGUCAUUUGGUGAGUUCAAUCAGUUUGUUUGUGAUCAAAGUUGGACCUGAAAUGAUACUAGAUAUGAAUUGUAAUGUGUUAUAUUUUUCCUUUAUUUACAUAUACAACUAAGCCAGUAAAAUUUCUUUAAUUUAGAAAGUAGGUAAAUUAUUUUUUCUUGAACUGUGAUGAAACUGAGGCUCCGUAUAACAGAACGUCCACCCUCCAUUUAAUUAUGCAGGUUAGGGUUAGCCUGACGUGAUUGGGUCAAAAUCUAGGGCAAGGCUUACAUGUGCAAAUUAAUGGGGACCGGACUCUUUAUCAUUGGAGACUCUGUCACGUCACAAAUUAUUUUUUCUUAAACUAACACAAUUAAUAUAUAUAUAGGUUUCAUUAAUUAACUUACAUAGAUUAUCAAUAUAUGUAACAACAUGGAAACGGGCUCUGCAGCACACUAACUUACAUAAAUUUCAUGUCAUAUUGUCUCAUCAAACUUAUGAUUCGAUUUCUAAGCAUAGGGGGGGCAUUCUAAUCAUGUCCUUCUGCCCACUACCAUUGCCAUUAGGCUGCUUGCCAUGCAUAGCAAUAGGGGUGGUCAGGUUUCAUGGCAAGGUUAUCUUAGAUAUAGUGUGGUAAGAAGUAAGGCUAUCACAACUGAAUGUAAAUACAUCUCUAGUGGUAACUUAUCACUAUAGAGUAGGCUCAUUUUAUUGAACACACGUGGCAUUUACACUGCCCGCUGAGAAAACUUCUGACAAGCUGUCAUUAUGCCUCAACGUCUCCCUAAACGUUAAAAGUAGUACUUCCAUUUGUUUAUUGAUUUGAAAAAGGAUUAACGCCAAACUUUGGUGAGUGUUAGGAAGCUUUACCUGUACACAAUGUGACGUCACGCUGGGGUCACGUGGUUAUCACGUGGAUACUUGAGCAUUGAUGUAGUACAUGUAGCCACGUGGUGCAAACAUAUUGUGGAUUAUGAAAAAAAGGAUCCAGUCUAUUUAUUUUACUUUGGUUGGUUGCAUGGCCGUAUAAAGCGAGUCCUCUGCUGGCGUAUCGACUGACUGACUCUCUGGCAGAAUUUUUAAAUGAACUAAGACUGGUUAACAAAUUCCCCUUUAAUUAGGAUAAGUCAAUCUAUUUUGAAACUGAUUAAUGUUGUUACAACGUUAAUUGCUGUAGAUGUUUUGUAUCUGUGGAGAUCAGAACAAUGAUAUAUUAGGUUUUAGUUUGGCAGAUUAUUGUUUGUGUGUUUUAAACCAGGACUUUUUACAUCCUUGUUUCAUGUAUUCUGGACAUGCUCAAAACAUUGUUUUUCGUUGCUUUAAGAACAUUCCUUGCGUUGUCAUUUUGUAAGAUUUGUAUUACAAAAUAUCAAUAAAACAACUAUGAUGAUUAA
Lingula anatina is the source of this 4506-nucleotide messenger RNA. Its product is annotated as protein SCAI. Lineage: Eukaryota; Metazoa; Brachiopoda; Lingulata; Lingulida; Lingulidae. Gene Ontology annotation, molecular function: transcription corepressor activity. The record is from RefSeq and is a predicted model, not a curated record. Gene Ontology annotation, biological process: DNA-templated transcription.